Molecule: messenger RNA, 2076 nt
Organism: Harpegnathos saltator (Jerdon's jumping ant)
Lineage: Eukaryota; Metazoa; Arthropoda; Insecta; Hymenoptera; Formicidae
Gene: Nprl3
Product: GATOR complex protein Nprl3
Exons: 7
Coding region: 44-1675 (543 amino acids)
Biological process (GO): TORC1 signaling; cellular response to amino acid starvation; positive regulation of autophagy
Cellular component (GO): GATOR1 complex
Source: RefSeq, a predicted model, not a curated record
CUAACCUAAGAAUUAGAAAUCAGAUGACAAUUACUAAAUAAACAUGGAGAUCAAUCCACUAAGUAUAAUUUUGGUAAAAAGUGAUAGCAAGGGUGACAGGCUGUUAUUUCGGUACCCGCACAUGACAAAUCAUGUAAGAGACCCGAGCCAAUAUACUAGACGAAAAAAUCCUUAUUCUCUAACUAAUACUGAGGACUUGUUGCAGUCUUUACCCUUCCCGACAUCAAACAUAAGCAAUGGAAAUUUGACAGGCCUAACAGAUGGAGUAUUAUCUACUUUAUUUGCUGUUAAACCAGAAUUAUGUGAGCAAAAAUUUGAAUUGAAAGUAAAUGAUGUUCGCUUUGUUGGACAUCCAACUUUGGUUCCAUCUCGUGGUUUAAAAGAAGUCAAUUCCUCUAUGCUAUUCAAUAUAGUGUUUGCAUUGCAAGCACAAGCCAGUCAUUCCAUAGUAAGAUGCUACUAUGAUUUAAGCAAAAGAUUAGGCAUAGCAUUGAGACAUGAAGAGAAGAGAUGUGGUUUUCUAACAGAAGAAAUAAAGAUGAUGGUAUCUACCCAUGAUGAAGUUGCUGGAAGAUCUGAAGGUGAAAGUGAUUGUGAUGAAUCACCAUAUGAAUUAAUACUUCAAAGAAGUUCACUUGCACGUGGUUUGAAGUUUGUAUUCAGUAAUCUCAGCACUUCAGGCAUAGUCAAUAUUAUGAUUAACAAAUGGAUCCAAGUGCGCUUCUGUCUUCCUCAAAAGGUUCACCAAUCUCACAAAAAAGGCUUGCUGAUUGAUCCUGAAAUUAUAGACAGAUGCUUGAACAGCUUAAGACCUUACCAUGGCAUACUUUUAUUAAUCGAGCCAUUGGACUUAUUGGAUUCUCUGCAAAUAGACUGUUCACCAGCACUCAAACGUUUGAUUCAGAUUUACAAUCCACUGAAAAGUUUACAGACAUUAGCGGCAGAUUCGGAUCUAACACUUGCACAAGUAUUCCAGCUAACUGGCCAUUUAGUUUAUUGGGCAAAAGCAACGAUAAUAUACCCACUUUGUGAAAGCAAUGUUUAUGUUGUUUCUCCUGAUGCUAUUUUGACCAACCAAUUGUUAGACUCUUUCUCUGAACAAUUUCCAGGAGUGUGCUUACUUCAAGUGAUUAGUGAUUUCUCUUUACCAACUUCCAUUAGCCAAAAACUAAAUCCUCUGAGCCAACCACAGCAGCAGACGCAAUUAGUAAAAAUAAUUAUAUGGCUAUUGAGGAAUCACUUACUUUUACAAUUACAUACAUACGUGCAAUAUAUGCCAACAGUGCAUGGACGUUUAUCAGUGGAUAUAAAAGAUCAAGACACACACGAUACGGACGCAAUAGAGAAGAGCGAAAGCACAUGGAGUUUAAAUGAUACGCCAAAAGGCACACCUACCGAAAUCAAAGAGGAAUUGUCGCUGACGGAUAAGGAGGAUGGGCUGUACGAUUAUCAAUCGGAAGAUUACGAUAUUCCUUCUGAUGAUAGAAAGCUACUCGAUAGAUUGUGUCGCCUUGGCUAUUUUAAUGGUGGCCAUCAUCUAGAAGAGAUUAUGUAUCUAGAAAAUAUUCGCAGGUCGCAGUUGUUACAAAUUCUUGACAAAUUUCGAGAUGUCUUGAUCACUUCCGAAUGCGAGGACCCGGCCAUCGCUCUUUUCUACAGUCCACUCGGUUCUUAAUUUUAACACAGUACAGUAUAUCCAUUAUUACUGUUUUCAUAUAAUUGUUAUAAAUAAAUUGUUGCACCAGUCGAUUCUCACAUCUCCGUUCAAAUUAAAAACUUGUGCGUUACAAAAAAUUUUAUUUAUCUUUCGCAAUUCUCUUAUAAAACUUGCGAUAAAAGUUACAGGGGAUUCUUAAUGAGCUUUUUUAUUUUGCGGGCGAUAAUCUGCAUUAUGAUAGAAGGAAGGACUAGGAUGCUACAAUUCCUGAUGUCACUUUGUAAAUAUUGCUCGCGCUUUUACAUUACUUCAUAUUUUGUGAUAUAAUUUAGGUACAUCGAACCUUGAGCUGCCGUAAUUGCUUUUUUAUGUAAUUUUUAACAUAAAAGACUAAUAAAAUGGUCCUGAAUUUGUGGCUA